Hydractinia symbiolongicarpus is the source of this 2554-nucleotide messenger RNA. Its product is annotated as phosphatidate cytidylyltransferase 2-like. NCBI's taxonomy places the organism in Eukaryota, Metazoa, Cnidaria, Hydrozoa, Anthoathecata, Hydractiniidae. Gene Ontology annotation, molecular function: phosphatidate cytidylyltransferase activity. Gene Ontology annotation, cellular component: endoplasmic reticulum membrane. The transcript has 17 exons. The record is from RefSeq and is a predicted model, not a curated record. The coding region runs from base 23 to 1375 and encodes 450 amino acids.
UUUAAGAAUAUAUAUAAAUAAAAUGGCUGAUGAAAAAAGUGGCAUCAAGCAACGAUUACGAUCAAGCACAUCACAUGAUGAAUCUGAAAUAAAGCCUGAAAAUGAACCAUCUACACCAAAAUUAAAGAAGUCACAAUCUGAAGAUUUUGCCAAAUUAAUAGCAGACAUGAAUCCCAGGUGGAAGAAUUGGUGGAUUCGUGGCAUAUUCACGUUUGUGUUACUAGCUGGCUUUGCUGUAGUUAUUUAUUUUGGACCAAAAGCCAUGUUAUUAUUAAUAGUUGCAAUUCAAGUUAAAUGUUACCAUGAAAUUAUAUCUGUGGGUCAUCAAAACUACAAGAAGUACAACCUUCCAAUGUUUCGCACACUUAGUUGGUAUUUUCUUGGCAGUACAAAUUACUUCUUUUAUGGUGAAAUAACUGCUGAAUACUUUGCAGAGUUUCUUCAGAGAGAGGAACUGUUUAAAUUUUUGCUCAGAAAUCACAGACUUAUCUCCUUUGCAUUAUAUACAAUUGGUAUAAUGUUCUUUGUGUUAAGUUUGAAGAAAAAUUAUUAUAAAGUUCAGUUUGCAUUGUUUGGCUGGUACCAACUUACCUUGCUUAUUGUGCUGACACCUUCACAUUUAAUCAUUCAAAAUAUGCUGACAGGAUUGAUCUGGUUUUUCUUGCCGGUUUCUAUGGUAAUCUGUAACGACAUAUUUGCGUACGUGUUUGGUUUCUUCUUUGGGAAAACAAGGUUAAUCAAGUUGUCACCUAAGAAAACAUGGGAAGGAUUUAUGGGUGGUUUCUUUGCAACUGUCCUUUAUGGUCAAAUAGUUUGUGAGUUAAUGUGUCAGCAUCAAUACUUUCACUGUCCCCCACAAUUUAACGGUACAUCACUGAAAUUUGCGAUGGAGUGCACCGCCUCACCUACCUAUCAGCUUUCCCAUCAAUUCACUUUGAACCCUACUAUCCAACAUGUAUUUGGUAGUCUACCUGGUGUGUUGAGUGAAGGCAUUGCAUCUGUGUUAUCGAUUCUUGGUAUUCAUUUAACAUCAAAUUUUUCCGAAGUGUGGAUGUAUCCAAUGAUAUGGCAUGGAAUUGUACUGGCCUGCUUCAGUUCACUGAUUGCGCCGUUUGGUGGUUUCUUUGCCAGUGGAUUCAAGAGGGCGUUUAAAAUCAAGGAUUUUGGGGACACCAUUCCAGGCCACGGAGGUAUCAUGGAUAGAUUUGAUUGCCAGUAUUUGAUGGCAACAUUCGUCAACGUAUACGUUGCUAGCGUCAUCAGAGCGUACAAUCCUCAUAAACUUCUUCAACAAGUCAUGUUUAUGGAGAAAGAAGAUCAAAUCCAGUUUUACAACAAACUUCAAUACACCUUAUCAUCACAAGGCCUUAUCUGAUUGGUUGCUUAUAAUUGAAGAGUCUAUUUGAUUGGCUGAUAAUGCCAUCAAUGACGUGUUUGAUUGGUUUACGCAUUGGAAAACUAUUUGUGCACUUCUAUGUAAAGUUUGGCUUUAAUAUUACAGCGUUUGAAAACAAUAGUGUCAUGCAGAUCAUUCUAUGUGUAGAAGAACAAUAUUGUCCGUUUUAGAAAAUAGUAUAACUUUAAAAAUACACUUUUCAUUUUUAUUUCAUAUUUGUCACAAAUGCCUUCCUAAACAGCUGUGUCAUAUUUCUAUAUUUUGACAGCAUUUUGACCAAUUUUCAUGGAAGUUAUACUUAUUUGGAUAACAUCUAAUGUAAACCUGUUAAAGAGAUCAGAUUAAAAUUAUCUUGAAAAACUUGUUAACAUAUUUAAGACUAGACCAGGGACCACUUUAUGUAAAGUGCACCUUAACAAGUUUUGAUUGAGAGUUAGAUCUUAGAAUUUUUUUUCUUAUUCUAUAAAACUAGUCGUUAGCCCGUGGAAAAAUCCAUCGUCCGUCGCAGCUAAGCUACCAUUUUGCGUGACAGACAGGCAGACGGACGGACGGACGGACGGAAAGACGGAAAGACGGAAAGACGUAUACGGGCAUUAUAAUAUAGAUAUAUCAGAAGAAAAUUAUGUCAUUUGGUUAAAGAUAUUUAAUAAUAAUUAUUAAGAAACAAACGCAUCGGUUUUUCAACCUAGAAAAUUAAACGCCUGUAAGUUACUAUGGGGCGUCUAUUUAAGGGCGUGUUGGUUGGAACUGCUGUAUUUGUUCCUUCGAAAACUUGUGCUACAUGUAUAUUGUAUGUAAAAUAAGUGUAUAAAAUUUUUGUGUAUGGAUAUACGUGUGCAAACGUAUUAGUUGUCAAGUUUGAUUCACAAUCGGAACAUAUUUUAGAUUUUCAUGUGAUACUUUAUUGUUAUUUAUUUGUAGUGUAAUCGAUGUUUUGGUUUGUCUUCAGAUGUUUUUACUUUUUUUAAGUCUUAUGAGAAUUGCUUUAGGGAAAGUGUUUAAAAGAAGAGUACUGAUGUGGUAUAUAGAAUACAGUGAGAACUCUUUUAUGGUGUGACCUCUGCGUAAUUCGCUGGUGAUUUUUUAUUAUGUAUUUUAUUCUUAUUUUUUGUAACUAUUUAUCUCUAGUUCAUUUUUAUUUCAAUAAUAACCUGUUUA